UCGUCGUCUUCCUCGCCGUUUCGACCCAAGCCCUAGCCCUAACCCUAACCCACAUAGCCGGAGCAAGGAAAUGACGACGCGAUUCAAGAAGAACCGGAAGAAGCGCGGCCACGUGAGCGCCGGGCACGGCCGCAUCGGGAAGCACCGGAAGCACCCUGGCGGCCGUGGAAACGCUGGAGGCAUGCACCACCACCGGAUCCUAUUCGACAAGUACCAUCCUGGAUACUUCGGGAAGGUCGGAAUGAGGUACUUCCACAAGCUCCGCAACAAGUUCUACUGCCCCAUCGUCAACGUUGAGAAGCUCUGGUCGCUCGUGCCCGAGGAGUCCAAGGACAAGGCCACGCAGCAGAGCGUACCGGUGAUCGAUGUGACGCAGUUCGGGUACUUCAAGGUCUUGGGCAAGGGCAUGUUGCCGCCGUCGCAGCCGGUGGUUGUCAAGGCCAAGCUUGUGUCGAAGAUCGCCGAGAAGAAGAUCAAGGAGGCCGGUGGCGCCGUCGUGCUUACCGCUUAGGUUUCGUUUGAUUUUCUCGUCUGGUGUUUUAUGGUUAUAUUGGAUUUGAAAUUACUAAGGUAGUGGUUUCCUUGAAGUACUUUGGAGUUAGUUACCUUCUGGUUUAAUUAAUGUGAACUUGUUUACCUAAAUAUUUGAUCUGAAACCAUUUUGAUAUUUGGUUA
Diospyros lotus (date-plum) is the source of this 675-nucleotide messenger RNA. RefSeq names its product 60S ribosomal protein L27a-3-like. Bases 71 to 511 code for a protein of 146 amino acids. Gene Ontology annotation, molecular function: structural constituent of ribosome. The transcript has a single exon. Gene Ontology annotation, biological process: translation. NCBI's taxonomy places the organism in Eukaryota, Viridiplantae, Streptophyta, Magnoliopsida, Ericales, Ebenaceae. The record is from RefSeq and is a predicted model, not a curated record. Gene Ontology annotation, cellular component: cytosolic large ribosomal subunit; ribosome.